AUGGAUGCCGGAGCAUCCCGGCCUGACGGCGAGCUGAUUCAUUCCGAGAAGCUCUGGUACGACGACGGCAACGUCGUGCUGGCAUCGGAAAGCGUUGGCUUCAAGGUCUAUCGCGGGCUGCUGGCCCAGCACUCCGCAGUGUUUGCGGACAUGUUCGCGGUUUGCGAUCACGAUACCAACAUCGAUCCACGUUACGGUUGUCCGCUCGUCUAUAUGCCGGAUCCAGCGGAGGAUCUGGAGCGCUUACUGUCGGCCAUAUUUCAUGGCACGGGCCUCGAAGAUCACGGACCGUUGCCCGAAACCAUCUCUAUUCUCUCGCUGUCGAUCAAGUACGACAUCAACCGUCUCCGUGAUCGUGCCAUGCGACGCUUUGAAGAUUAUUAUCCUGCCGAUUUUGAUUCAUACGUCUCGUCAAUACCCUCCUGCCAUCUAGACGGUUCGCCUGCAGACCAUGCCCGUGCUAUGGCGCUAGCACGGACGCUUGGGCUAUCUACCAUUGUCCCCGUGACUAUGCUCGCGCUGUGCGAGUACGGCAUCGAAGGCAUUCUGCAGGCCAAUCUGGAGCCCGAUGAUUUGCUUGUCACCUUGAGAGGUCACCAGAAGCUUCACACCAUACAGCGUACGUGCUCGCUCCGGUGGGCCUGCACCGGCUGCGAAGCCCCGAAGACGUGCGCAUACAUGCAAUGGACGUUGAGUAAGGUGUUGGAGGAUCAGUUCGAGAGUCGGGGGUUAGCAUAUUUACUCCGCGAUCGCUUGGCACCUCCGUUCGCUCCAUGCGAAACUUGCAUGGGAUGCUCCACCCCAAUUUGGGAGAACGAAGAGACGAAUCGUAGGAACGCAUGGGACUGCGUGCCAACGGUCUUCGGCUUCCGGUCAUGGGAAGAGUUACAACGCGAAGAAACCAUGGUUUGUCUGAACACUGGGCUUGCUAUUCUCUGA
This is a messenger RNA of Punctularia strigosozonata HHB-11173 SS5, 939 nucleotides long. RefSeq lists its product as uncharacterized. The transcript has 2 exons. Bases 1 to 939 code for a protein of 312 amino acids. The record is from RefSeq and is a predicted model, not a curated record. Gene Ontology annotation, molecular function: protein binding. Lineage: Eukaryota; Fungi; Basidiomycota; Agaricomycetes; Corticiales; Punctulariaceae.